Peronospora matthiolae is the source of this 576-nucleotide messenger RNA. The record is from the annotation of a GenBank genome assembly. NCBI's taxonomy places the organism in Eukaryota, Oomycota, Peronosporomycetes, Peronosporales, Peronosporaceae.
AUGGAUUCAAAGCACGUGCCGGUCUAUAGUGUAAGAGCUAUAACGAUUAAAGAUCCCAAGAACUAUCACGAGGAGACGAAGGACCCUCGAGCCAAGUAUUGGAAGGAGGUAAUGCGCACAGAGAUUGACGCAUUGGAGCAGAAUUAUUCGUGGGAAGUGAUACGAAAGCCACGUGAAGCAAAGCUACUUCAUAGUAAGUGGGUUUACAAGCUCAAGAUGCACGCUGACGGCACGAUCGAAAGAUACAAGGCGAGGUUGGUGGCUCGAGGAGAUGAACGAGUUUAUGGUAUCGAUUAUACCUACACUUUCUCGACCAUUUUGGAAAUAGUUUCUGGCAAAUUGAUUCUUGCCGUUUCAAGAAUUUGGGGAGUACCUGCGCAACACGGCGAUGUGCCGAGUGCUUAUGUCAAAGCCGAAAAAGAUGAAGGCUUGGAGAUUCUUCUCCAUAUUCUGAAAGGUACGGAUAUUGAGGCCAAGUUGUUGGACAAGUUCGGAGUGCAGGAUAAGGGAAAUCUUGCACUGACGCUAAAAAGGGUCUGUAUGGACUUAAACAGUCUGGAAGAUUGUGGAACCUGA